This is a messenger RNA of Etheostoma spectabile (orangethroat darter), 2682 nucleotides long. It is a transcript of the gene plekhd1, whose product is annotated as pleckstrin homology domain containing, family D (with coiled-coil domains) member 1. Lineage: Eukaryota; Metazoa; Chordata; Actinopteri; Perciformes; Percidae. The record is from RefSeq and is a predicted model, not a curated record.
CUCGUCAUUCGGCCUCCAGCUGAUGAGCGUAUUGGCAGCUGCAUUAUUCCACCCUGCUGAGUUAUUGGGAUUCCUUUGCUACUUUGUCCUGCUUUGUAUGGAAGCUGUCCCCGCAGCUGUACUCUCCAGGCACCUCUAUGUGUGCAUGUCGGGAGUAGUUGUUAUUGACUGACUGGGUUAUAUAUAUUUUUUUUUUCUAUUGAUUUCUUUUUUGUUUUGUUUUUGCCCCACCUCCCUGGGCGUGAGAAGCCAGAGAGGAUGUUCUCGUCUGCGUCCAGAAACUCUCUGUUCUCGCCCUGGUCCUCCAUGGAGCAGUCAGACUCGGAAGCGUUGGACAUCAGCACCAAGGUGCAGCUGCACGGGGUGCUGUGGAAGAGGCCCUUCGGACGCCCGUCGGCCAAGUGGUCCCGCAGAUUCUUCAUCAUCAAAGACAGCUUCCUGCUCUACUAUGCAGAGAGCGAGAAGAGAAACUUUGAGACCAACAGGUUCUUCAACAUCCACCCCAAGGGAGUAAUUCCUUUAGGAGGAUGUGUGGUGUCGGCUAACGAAAACAUGGGCAUGCCCUUUGCCAUUGUGAUCAACCUGGAAGACUUCACUGGCACCAUAGUCCUAGCUGCUGAGUCUGGGGAGGAGCAGGUCCAUUGGAUGGAGAUGCUGCAGGACUCAGGGAAAGUCACGUGGAAAAACGCCCAGCUGGGCGAGGCCAUGAUCGAGAGUCUGGAGGCUCAGGGGCUGCAGCUGGCCAAGGAGAAGCAGGAGUAUCUGGACAAACUGAUGGAAGAGACUGAGGAGCUGAGUCAUCAAAGAGCACAGAGAGAGGAGCUGGAGCGUCUGAACCGGGUUUUGGAGGAGGAGAAUGAAGUUGAGGAGGUGGUGGUGGAGCUGAAGGCAGAGCAGGAGCACAUUAAACUAGACCUGGACGGCACAGCUCAGUCCCUGAAAGGCGUUGAGAGUGAAAAUGAAGAACUGAGCAGUUUAACCGUAAUCCUGCAGCAAUCCAUCAAGGAGCUCUCUCUGGAGAAACAGAGAACUCUGGAGCUGCUGGGGGUGAAGGGGGAAAAGGAGGCCGAGGCAGCAGAGGAGAGCCCGGCCUGCAGGAAGCCUGAGGACGGCGGGGAUCCCGGAGACGUGAACCUGCUGCAGGACCUGCAACACAUCGAGGAGCAGAUGAAGAUCCUGCUGGAGGAGAAGGAGCAUGCUGAUGAAAAGCUCAGGGAGAACGAGCAGCGGGCUAAAAUCCUGCAGCAGGAGAGCGAGUACUACUCCUCUCAGGCUCGGGCGCUGCAGCAGUCGCUCUCCCAGCUCACUGUGGACAAGCAGCAGACCGAGGCCGAGCUCAAGGCAGAGAUAGAGUCUCGGGUGGAGCUGGAGAAGAGACUGAAGCAGGCUGAAGAGGCUCUGAAGGACCUGGAGGAAGGCCUGGACUCACUGGAGCGGACCAAGGAGACAGACCAGAAGAUGAAGGGGGAUGUGACUGAGCUGAGGAGAUUCUUUGAGGAGUGUAUCUGUGCAGCGGAAAUCGAGGCGAAACUUCCAGCGAUCAUGAAGAACGCUGUGUAUCUGCACAAAGCCGCCGCACGCAGAAUAAAGAGCUGCCGCAUCCAGAGGAGAGCCUCCAGGAGCCACUGGUUAAAACACUCUCAGUCUUUUGCUGUAGCGCAUACGGACGGCGGCAGCAUGGACGAGCUGCGGGAGACGGCCCGGCGGCUGACGUCUGACAGCAGCUUCAGAGAGAGUGUGUACAAAAUCAUCACUCGCAAGGAUGCCAUGAACAAAGCAGAGGACUGAGGGGAAAAAAGAGCUAAAGCUAAAAUAGGAGAAAUGGUCCUCAUCUUUAUUCAGUUCCCACAGUGAGUAACGUAGAGAUCCUGAUCCCAGACCCACCAUUAGGAUACUGUAGAUGAUUGUACACAGAAAUGUGUGAGUUGUUUUUCAGCCCCCCCCCCCCCCCAUGGACCCACUGGUUCUUAGCCCUUUUCUCCCAAACAGUUCCAGGAAUUACGAGUAAGGAAGAUGGAAAAUGACGACGCAAUUUUCUUGAUAUGGCUUUAAAAAAAAAAAAAAACACCCACAAUUUAUUUUCUUUCCUGUGGUGGUCAUGCCUGUUAGUUCUCUAGAGUUCAGAUUCUGGAACUGUUUGGUACUAAAGUGCAAUAGAAACCUUCAGAUGGGAUUAAGCCAAAGAGUAAUUAUGAUGUUAAGAAUAACGGGUUCACUCAGUAAGGAAUUGUAGCACAGUAACACAUAACAUGUCAUAAAUCAUAGUGUUUUAGUUGGCAGCCUCGUACUAAAUCAUACUCUAAACUACUACAACAGAUUUACAAUAUACAGAAAUGAUUUAGCAGACAGCACAGACAAUGUAAAUCCAUCUUGUGAAAUGUUUUUUAUUAUUCUGGUUUUGAUUGUAUGAACAGAUUGUACUUUACUUGUAACAGAUGCUAUAGAAAAACGCUGAACUUACAGAUGUUUGAUAUUGACCUUGACCAUUUCAUUAUUGCGACAUCUGUCCUUAACAAAGCAACCAUAUGUAAAUCAUUGAAACAAGCAUUUUUAUCAUAAUGCAAAUGAUAACUCACCAGAAAUGAUACAAAAAAAGAAGCCCACAUGUAGAGAGAAGUCAAGAGGGAACAUAUUAUGGACUGAACAACAUGCCUUGAUGUGAAUAAAGCUGUUUGAACCUUG